AUGAUACAAUAUAAACCUGGCCUUGGAAUAAAUGCAUGGAACCCUUGGAAACCAUUGGAACUCACAAUAACCGUUGGUAUAGUUGCUUCUUUGAUUCUCCUUGGUUUAGCACUCGGUUUAGGUUUGGGCAUUGGACUCAAUAAUGGUAGUCAAGAUUUGACUCUGACUGUAUCCACAAACACAACAAUAACAACAACAAAUAGCACAAAUACGACAACAACAUCAACAACAUCAACAUCAACAACAUCAACAAGAACCACAUUAACAACAACAUCGUCAUCAUCAACAACGACAACAACCGCAGCAGCGGGAAAAUAA
Molecule: messenger RNA, 318 nt
Organism: Rotaria sp. Silwood1
Lineage: Eukaryota; Metazoa; Rotifera; Eurotatoria; Philodinida; Philodinidae
Source: the annotation of a GenBank genome assembly